AUGGAGAUGCCCAUGCGGCGGAAGAAGACCGAAGAACCCGCCUACACCUUCACCUUUGAGUUCAAGGACAAGCCUGAAUUCGUUGGCGAGUUGGUCAGCACGGCCAAGCAGCUGCUUCUCGAUACUGGAAAGCUCGUGGACACCCUCUCGCAGGAGUUCAUGGAGGUUCAGGGGACCAGCGGUGGUGCCAUCAAGCAGACCCUCAUGUUCACCGUCGAAAGCGUGCGCAAGAUGGUUGCUCGGCUGGUUGCGAUGAUCAAGUACGGUGUGCAGCAAAACAUCGUGCAAAAUCCCACCCAGGCCAAGUUCCUCCAGGGUGGCGCCACGAGUAUGCAAUCAUCCGCGAACGCCAUGCUCAACGCUGCCACCGCCACUCUCGCCAACAUGGGUGGUACCAGCGAGGAGAAGGUAAAGCGUACGAUGCAGCAGUACUACACCGCAGUCACCCUCUCGGUAAAGAAUAUUCUUCAGGCUGCCGAGUUCUUGAAUGCCAGCACUGCCGUCGAAGAAGUAGAGCCCGAGCCAGCACCCGAGCCUCACAGGCCGGUCUCGACGCAAGGAGCCGCAGCGGAUAAGGGACCCGUAGCUCGAGGCACUCUCAGCCCCGGAUUACGACCCCAAGAAGUCUCCGAAGUGCAAGCUCUGUACAGAAAGACGCACCUCAAGAAGCGACUGCGCUCGCUCGUGAUUGAGUACAAGGACAGCAAGUGCUCGCAGGAACAGAAGCAGCGAGCUCGGGUACUGCGCGAGGUGGUGGCCACCGAACAGACCUACGUGCAGAGUCUUUAUCAGUGCAUCAAGUUCUUCCUGGUGCCGCUCAAGGAAAAGGCCAAGGACAACCGGUGGAUCAUGACCCUCGAGGACGUACAUCGCCUGUUCAGCACCAUCGAGGUCAUCCACCAGUUCAACGCCGAAUUCAGCCAACAGCUGGACAAGCGCAUGGCCGAGUGGCCCAACGUGAACACCUUCGGUGACAUCUUCCUGCAGAUGGUGCCCAUGAUGAAGAUGUACACGACCUACAUCAACGAAUACGACGGCGCCACCGCCGUAUGGACCAAGUACAGCGCCAAGCAAGAGUUUGCCGAUUAUAUCGCGCAACUAAGGAAAAACUCUGGCGGGAGGCUCGAUCUCGUUUCCAUGCUCAUCCAGCCUGUACAGCGAUUGCCCCGAUACGAGAUGUUGUUGAAGGAGCUCCUCAAGCACACGCCCUCGACUCACGUCGACUACGAGAACCUGGUGGAGGCCAUCGAACGCAUCAGGGAACUGAACGAGUACGUCAACGAGAGGAAACGACAGACCGACAACCGCAACUUCAUCAUCAAGCUGCAGGAACAGAUCACCGAGAUGCCUCUGGUGAUGGUGACGCCCUCCCGAAUGUUCAUCAAGCACGGCGAGCUGGCCGGGGCCUCGGUGAAGUUGCCCAAAAAGCGCAAGUCAAUGGUGUUCUUGUUCAACGACCUUGUUGUCCGAGCGAAGGUGGUGAAGGCCAACGAGAAGUACGUCUUCGAGGAGUACGCCGGACUGUCAGGGCUGGGACUGGGAGCGCUACAAGGCCUGAGCUUUGCUCUGAAGCGGCCAGAGGGCGACUGGGAAUUCAACUGUGCCUCGGAGGCUGAGGCGAAGAUGUGGUACGGCGAAUUCAAGAACGUCAUCGAAGCGCGACAGCUGCAGGACAUGUGCAACGACAAAUUGGAGCGCUCCAAGGCCAAGGAAAAGACCUUGCAUAUCUUGAGCGCCACCUACGGCGACCUCAAUGAGCCAAAGUACGCCCUGGAGGUGACCCAGCAGCUUCAGGACAUGUGCGACGCUCAGGGCGGUGAGCUGAUCAUCCCGGGCGGAACCCCCAAGUCGAAACUGCCCGGCUUCGUGGACCCCACUGCCAAGUCCGCGCUGCCCUCCUUCUUCUCCUCGUUCAAGUACAAGAAGCAGCUCCUCGUCGUGUGGUCCGACAGCAAGGGCGCUCACACACGCACGUACGGCGACACGGAGCCGGUGUUCAUCCAGUACGCCUGA
Messenger RNA from Acanthamoeba castellanii str. Neff, 2013 nucleotides. Its product is annotated as RhoGEF domain containing protein. The transcript is spliced from 19 exons. Lineage: Eukaryota; Discosea; Longamoebia; Acanthamoebidae. Gene Ontology annotation, molecular function: guanyl-nucleotide exchange factor activity. The record is from RefSeq and is a predicted model, not a curated record. Bases 1 to 2013 code for a protein of 670 amino acids.